Messenger RNA from Gordionus sp. m RMFG-2023, 3195 nucleotides. RefSeq lists its product as uncharacterized. NCBI's taxonomy places the organism in Eukaryota, Metazoa, Nematomorpha, Gordioida, Chordodea, Parachordodidae. The coding region runs from base 107 to 3097 and encodes 996 amino acids. Gene Ontology annotation, biological process: cell-cell adhesion. Gene Ontology annotation, cellular component: plasma membrane; cell-cell junction. The record is from RefSeq and is a predicted model, not a curated record. Gene Ontology annotation, molecular function: cell adhesion molecule binding. The transcript is spliced from 11 exons.
AUUCGGAAUAAAAAUGGCACAUAAUUCUUUGGCAUGAACUGGAAAUCAUUUAUCACCUGUAUAAUAAUAAUUUUAAUAUAAAGCUUCCUACCUUUCCUCCUUCGAAAUGGAAUUCUUGAUAUUCUUGAUGCUAUACAUCUCAGUCAUUAGCCCGGUGCGAACUUUUUACAAAUUCGUGCUACAACCACACGACGUUACCGCGGUUAGCGGAAGAGACGUUUUAUUACCAUGUCGCAUAGCCUUCGAAGAUAAAAAACUGGUCAGUUUAUCCUCGACAGUAGCUUCCGUCUUGCCGGCCAUGAACGGGGAUAGCGGUGAGGAUUAUUCUAUGAACGUACUCGAGGAUUCCGAACAAGGAAACCGCGGGGAUAUGUUCCCUACUGAAAAAGAUAUUCCGCAAGUGCAGUGGGUUAAAAAUGGCUUCGCUCUCGGCACUUAUUCGGAUAUGCUCGAGUAUUCGUCCAAAAUGUCUAUCAGGGGAAACAUGAAGAAAGGCAUAUUUCACCUGGCGAUCAUAUCAGUGUCUGAGGAAGAUUCUGGAACAUACCAGUGCCAGAUAAGCCCAGCGGAAGAUUAUGACGCUGUAGUUUCUUACAAGGCUAACCUGACUGUCUUAACUCCUCCGGGUAAUCCCAUCAUUUUAAAUGGCCCAUCGAUUCAGGCUAACCAAAAUAGUGUCCUGAAUGUAACUUGCAUGGCCAAAGACGGAUUUCCACCUAAUUCUUUAAAUAUCUAUUUUUCGCCUUCAAACUUCAAGCCCGACCAAUUAAAUCAGAGUUCCUGGGAUGCAUCGAUUACCAAUUCCCGCUUAAAAUGGAUUUACAAGACCGUAUCGAUACGAGCCACAGAAGUGCUCAAUGGGGCCUCCGUCGUUUGCGAGUCCGCUCCUGGACCCACGAAAACUGUACCAAGAUCUCUCAACCUCGUAAAAACAGCUCGUACCUUGCUAGACGUCCGUUACCCUCCCCUCGUAUCUAUAACCGGUCCAGGAAUACACACACCCAUAUCUCCAUCAGUUCUAUUAGUCAGGGAAGGUGCCAAAGUUAAGCUGACGUGUUCAGUCCGCUCCAACCCAUCGGCCCACGAACUCGAUUGGUUCUCUAAUGGGGUACCCUUGGUAACAGGGCGAGAAAACAAGGAGGAUAACACCUUCUCCUACGCUCCCGUCACUAGACACCACCAUGGGGACAGCAUGAAAUGUACUGCUAGAAACGGACUUGGGACAGGCUCGGCUCACGUUACCUUAAAUGUAGAAUAUACACCCCAAUUCGUAACAAGACCUCCCUCAACGUUGCCCAUUGACCUGUCUCAGACAGGCCUUAAUAUCAGCUGUUUAGCUGAUGGAAAUCCUGUUCCAAUUUACUCGUGGAGAAAACUGACGGUCGGUCUUUCUUGGAUCAACUCUAGGAUAGAUCACAUGUUUCGCCACGCGGAUAGUGGACCACCUUUGAUUACUACCCACUUGACUUCCAAUGAUCAAACUGGUAAGGAGGUCUCAUCGGGACCCUACUUGCUCUUUGAUCGCACCACCAAUCGCGACGCCGGCCAUUAUGCUUGUUCAGUCAUUCAAAAGUCAUCGACCGGGGCAUCGUCGCUUACUACUAUAACGACCCAAAGCGAAGUUUUGAUCAAAGGUCCUCCCAUAAUCCAUAAACUAGAUAUCAAAUACGUUAAAAUGGGAAAUAAUGAAAUAGUUGUGCUGUUAGUUUGCGUUAUCCGCGCGGCACCAUUGCUCAAGAGCAUCAAUUGGUACAGUAAGGGCGCAUUACUCAAUCCCAACAACACUAUCCAUGAUAUCAAAAAUAUCUACGACGAAGAAGAUUACUGGGCUAUAAGCUCCCUUACAACCAAUAUACCUAUUGCAUCAGAUAAUUCUUCCGCUUUGAUCGAUUUAUCCUUUACUAAUCUGUCGAUAGCAUUCGAUUGCGAGGCCGUUAAUGCUAGGGGUCGUGACUCUUUGUCCACUAAACUUAGUGGUUCACGCGUAUCCGCCCUUGUAUUAAGACGAGCCCCGCUACGUGAAACUCGAACUGAUUUAGACCGGCCUGGUUCCGCUAGGCUCAAUGAUGUCAUCGUUAAAACGUCCACUAUACCUUUGUCUCGUCUCGAGAAAUCCCUUCCUUGGGUUCUUUCUGGUUUUGGACUCGUCCUCUGUACCUGCUUAGGCGUUGGCGGUCUUUUUUAUGCUCUAGGUUAUAAACGUAGACAGAGCAGAGAACUGUACCGAGAUGGAGACUAUAAAGGCAAAGGUGAAAAAGAUGGAAAAGAAUUUAAACUUGACGAAAACGACGGGAAAGGAAAAAAUAUAGUUGCCCUGUCUGAUAACAGAAAUGGCCAAAGAGAAUCCAAGGAGGACAAAGAUCAAAAGAUCAAAUCGAAGAAUCAAACCAAUAACGAACGUUUAAACACUUCUCUGAACAAAGAUUUCAAAAACAUUUUCAAGGGAGAAAAAGAAAUUUCGAAUAUCGCUGACUCCAAAUAUGUCGGAAAAGCUCCUAAGUUAUCUAUUAAGGAGUAUAAUUUCAUCGAAAAUAUUUCAUCUGAUUCAGCCCUCAGCUGUGAUGGUUCUGAGGAGGCAUCAUCCGAUAAGUCUACCACGAAGAAUGCCAGCCUUGCCCCCACCUCGAUAAACGUUAAUCAACACUCCAUUUCGCCUCUUCGCUUCCUCACCUCUUCCCGCCUCUACCCCGAUAAGGAUAACAGUGGCGGAAGCGAAUAUCGAAUAACAAACUACCCUUAUGCCGUUGAUCCUCUGCCCUUCAUAUCAUCUUCUAGACCUGUCCCAAUGACGUCAUCAAUGACAUCGACUCGUCCAUUUCGAGCAGUGAGAGAUGGAUUGACCAUUUACCACGAAGUCGUCAGGUCUCCUAUGUCACCCCCGCCACUUUCACAUCUUUCAGAGACCUAUACCUCGACCAUGCCAUUUACCCUCUCGCCUUACACCCUUCAAUACGGGAACGAUGACAGACGUUGCCUUAACGAUUAUCACGUAAGCAGUUAUGGUCACAUGUGUAACGAUUAUGAUCUUCUUCGCGGGAGCGAAUAUAGCCGGGAUAACGGGAUUAUACUAAGCCCGAACGUCACUAAACUCGUUUGAAUAUAUAUUGUACGGAAAAAGUGGAAAAUAUUAUAUAAUAGAAAUGAUUCAUAAAUCUACCUUAAAAUAAUUAAAUCCUUUAUUUCCUUAGUCUUAAA